UGUACAUGUAGGUACCUGAAAAGCACCCGUACAAGGUAGCGACGCAAUUGUAAAAGUCGCCAGAUCGCAUUUAAGAAUAUCGCCAAUUCGUCGUUGUCUCUACCCAACCGACCGCUGCCACCUUUUUGGUAAUUCGCUUGCCGCUCCCACUUUUGUCAUCCACGAUCCGAAUCUGAGUGUUCUACAAUUUAUAUACAUUUACAUUUCCUACUUUGUACCAAAUAACCAGUCCAGCCUCGAUUCUUUGGCAAUCCGAAAACCGCACCGCCGACAUGUCUUCCGAGCUCGAAACUUUCAUCAUGCUGCCCUUGCAGAUCGACCCUCAGACCAAGGCACUAACAGCGACGUCCAGCUCGCGCGCUCUACAAUCCGAGCUGGCUUCGCUCAACGCCUUACACCGCUCCCUCCUCGCGCUCGAUACGCCAAACCAGGUCCCGCCCCCGCCACUCCCCGUGAACCCGAAGCGGUCGGCCAACGUUAGUAAACUGCGAGAUAGCGGUAACGCCGAAUAUCGCAAGGGAAAGCACGCCGACGCCGUCAAAUUCUACACCUUGGGUUUGCAAAUGGCCCUGACGCGGCCGCCGUGGGAACCCCAGCAGCUGGUGCGCGAGGAGGUCGCUGCCCUCUACGCCAACCGCGCCCAAGCUCACAUGGCCCUGCAGAACUGGGCUGAGGGCGCCUCCGAUGCCGAGGCCAGCGUUGAGGCCAAGCGCGUCGGUAACUCGAAGGCCUGGUGGAGGCGGGGCAAGUGUCUGGUGGAGAUGGGACGGCUGGUCGAGGCCAAGGAAUGGGUUAAUAAGGGCUUGGAGAUGGAAGGCGAAGAGGGCGAGCUGGUCGCCUUAUUGAAGGACAUUAACGUAAAAUUGGAGAAGAGUAAUUCUUAAAGUGUACACUGGCGUUGCUUUUCUUUCAAGUUUUACGUUCCGAGAUCAGGUAUUCACUCUAAAGGCGUCUAGGGAGUUGGUUGGUAGGCUAUGUAUAUAUCAUUCUUUCAGACUUUGUUAUAUCGUCCCUCAUUGACCUUGGACCUGACUAAACCUUGCCGAUUCCUGAAGGGCUGAAUCACACAAGGGGUCGGAGAGAGGGGACAUUUGACAUGCAAGUGGAUUGCCUGCUGAAAUAUGGAUAAAAUAUGCCAGUCUCUAGCUUGUAUCUCCCUUUCUAGCCUCUUCCACAAUCUACCCUAUGCAUGCUCCCUAACCAUCUAGUGAUGGCUGUAACCUAGGAAGAUGAUUCCCGGGACUUAUGAUAUUACCUUUUAAUAUCGAGCUCCAGCCGAACCCCUCCAGAUACG
Molecule: messenger RNA, 1294 nt
Organism: Daldinia loculata
Lineage: Eukaryota; Fungi; Ascomycota; Sordariomycetes; Xylariales; Hypoxylaceae
Exons: 1
Coding region: 273-884 (203 amino acids)
Molecular function (GO): protein binding
Source: RefSeq, a predicted model, not a curated record